Bufo bufo (common toad) is the source of this 5072-nucleotide messenger RNA. RefSeq names its product DNA polymerase alpha 1, catalytic subunit (gene POLA1). Bases 86 to 4552 code for a protein of 1488 amino acids. Gene Ontology annotation, molecular function: pyrimidine nucleotide binding; purine nucleotide binding; DNA-directed DNA polymerase activity. Gene Ontology annotation, biological process: DNA replication; mitotic DNA replication initiation; leading strand elongation. NCBI's taxonomy places the organism in Eukaryota, Metazoa, Chordata, Amphibia, Anura, Bufonidae. The transcript has 37 exons. Gene Ontology annotation, cellular component: alpha DNA polymerase:primase complex. The record is from RefSeq and is a predicted model, not a curated record.
UUCGAUUGCGGAGUUCUGUUUGUCCGGGUUCUGGGUGUUUUGGCGCGAGGAUCUUGGCUCCCGUCAUUAUUGCAGUACAGCAAGCAUGGCCCCUGUGUCCAGCGGAGGAAGCCAGCAGCACGACAUGGCUGACUCCGGGAGCUUUGCUGCAUCUCGCUCUCGUCGAGAAAAAACAGAGAAAAAGGGCCGUAAAGAAGCCUUAGAGAGACUGAGAAAAGCAAAAUCUGGUGAAAAAGUCAAAUAUGAGGUGGAAGAAAUGGCAAGCAUUUAUGAAGAGGUGGAUGAGGACUCCUACUCGAGGAUAGUCCGUGAACGCCAAGAUGAUGACUGGAUAGUGGAUGAUGAUGGGGCAGGUUAUGUGGAAGAUGGAAGAGAAAUUUUUGAUGAUGACCUUGAUGAAGAUGUACAUCUUGACAAAGGAAAGAAAAGCAAGAGUGCAGGUAAAGAAAAAGCUAAUGUGAAAAAGUCAUCUGUGUCCAAACCAAGUGAUAUCAAAGCAAUGUUUAUGGCCAGUGCUGGAAAAAAAACUACAGAUCAGAAAGCUGUAGACUUGUCAAAAGAUGAUCUAUUGGGCGACCUACUUCAAGAUCUGAAAUCACAGCCAGCACAACUCACACCACCACCAAUAAUCAUGCUGAAGAAGAAGAGACCUGCAGGGACACCUCUUAACCCUUUUUCUCUGCCUGCUGCAUCUCCGAGUUCCAUGGCUGCUCCAGCAGGUGUCAGAAAACCCCUUCCAGUGCGCAAGCGGGACUAUGAUCCUCCUAAAGUGGCCAGCUAUGCCUCCACAAAAAAAAUUGAGCUGAAGCAAGAACCUCACUGUAGUUCUGCAAGUACUGAUAAAAAUGGCGAUGUGGUGAAGUUGGAAGAAACUUCAAAAGCAGAUGGUGAUGGAAUGGUUGACUUUGAUGAUGGAGAUUUUGACGAACCCAUGGAGGAGGAGAAUUCAGAUAUAAAAGGUGACAUCAGCACAACUGUUAAGGUGGAGCCAGAUAUUAAAAAGGAGGUAAAAGAAGAAAUGGACAAAAAACCUUGUAUUGGUUCCACUUUUUACGGGGAAUCAAGCUGGGAUCGAAUGCCAGAUGAGGCUGAGACUUUUACAAAUGAAAUUCAAGUCGAUUCAAGUCUCCUUCCUUUAGUAACCAGUGAAGAUGGUGAUCAGGUCUUCAGAUUUUAUUGGCUAGAUGCUUAUGAGGACCAAUACAAUCAGCCAGGUGUUGUGUACUUAUUUGGGAAAGUCUGGAUCGAGUCUGCAGAAACAUAUGUCAGUUGCUGUGUAAGCGUAAAAAACAUUGAGCGCACAGUUUAUCUUCUGCCUCGUGAGACCAGAAUUCAGUUGCCAUCUGGAAAAGACAGUGGUGAUCCUGUGACAAUGAUGAAUGUUUACCAGGAGUUCAGUGAUAGCAUUGCAGAUAAAUUUAAGAUCAUGAAAUUCAAGUCCAAGAAAGUUGAAAAGAAUUAUGCUUUUGAGAUUCCAGAUGUCCCCACCAGCUCAGAGUAUCUUGAGGUUCGAUAUGCUGCAGACUUGCCCCAACUUCCUCAAGACCUAAAGGGAGAAACAUUUUCACAUGUCUUUGGAACAAAUACGUCAAGCUUGGAGCUUUUCUUACUUAGCCGGAAGAUAAAGGGGCCCAGCUGGCUGGAGAUAAAGAGCCCACAGCUAAACAGCCAGCCUAUAAGCUGGUGCAAAGUUGAAGCAAUGGUGUCCAAGCCUGAUCUGGUGAAUGUAGUGAAACACAUGGCCCCACCUCCCGUUGUUGUUCUCUCCCUUAGCAUGAAGACCAUUCAGAAUGCAAAGACUCAUCAAAAUGAGAUUAUUGCAUUGGCUGCUCUAGUCAAUCACAAAUUCCCGCUGGAUAAGGCCCCUCCACAGCCUCCAUUCCAAACUCAUUUUUGUGUCCUUACUAAGCCUAAUGACUGCAUUUUUCCGUAUGACCAUAAAGAAGUUCUGAAGCGAAAGAAUGUAAAUGUUGAAAUUGCUCUAACCGAAAGGACUCUUCUGGGGUUUUUCCUUGCAAAAAUUCACAAAAUUGAUCCAGAUGUUAUUGUGGGCCAUGACAUAUAUGGUUUUGAUCUCGAGGUGCUGCUCCAAAGGAUUAAUUUAUGUAAAGUUCCAUUUUGGUCAAAGAUUGGUCGACUUAGACGAUCAACCAUGCCAAAACUUGGGGGUCGCAGUGGUUUUGCUGAAAGAAAUGCAGCCUGUGGUCGAAUAAUUUGUGAUAUUCAGAUUUCAGCAAAGGAGUUAAUCCGUUGUAAAAGCUAUCACUUGUCUGAACUAGUCCAUCAUAUACUGAAGACUGAGCGCAUUAUGAUUCCCCCGGAGCAUAUUCGUAAUGCAUACAGUGAUUCCUCUCAACUUCUCUUCAUGCUGGAGAACACCCUCGUAGAUGCCAGGUUCAUAUUGCAGAUCAUGUGCGAGUUGAAUGUUCUUCCUUUGGCCUUACAGAUCACCAAUAUAGCUGGAAACGUCAUGUCAAGGACGCUGAUGGGUGGACGGUCUGAACGAAAUGAAUACCUUCUACUGCAUGCUUUCUAUGAAAAUGACUUUUUAGUACCCGACAAGCAGGUUUUCAAGAAAAGCCAGCCAGUAGUGGUCGAUGAUGAUGAUGACCUGGAUGUAGAUCAAAAUAAAAACAAAAAAGGUCGUCGGAAGGCUGCUUAUGCUGGGGGGUUAGUCCUGGAUCCAAAAGUUGGGUUUUAUGACAAGUUCAUUUUGCUUCUGGAUUUCAACAGCUUGUACCCGUCCAUUAUACAAGAGUAUAACAUCUGUUUCACCACAGUGCAUCGAACAGCUGCGAAUGCUCAGAAUGCAAAAGAGGGUGAGGAUCAAGACGAGAUUCCGGAGCUACCUAAUUCAGAUCUGGAAAUGGGAAUCUUACCUCGUGAGAUCCGCAAACUAGUGGAGAGAAGACGUCACGUCAAGCAAUUGAUGAAACAGCCUGACCUCAAUCCAGACAUGUACCUGCAGUAUGACAUCAGACAGAAGGCUCUGAAGCUGACUGCCAACAGCAUGUAUGGCUGUCUGGGCUUUUCUUACAGCAGAUUCUAUGCCAAGCCUCUUGCUGCUCUUGUCACUCAUCAAGGGCGCGAGAUUCUGCUGCAUACCAAGGAGAUGGUGCAGAAGAUGAAUCUGGAAGUGAUAUAUGGUGACACAGACUCUAUCAUGAUAAACACUAACUGUAACAACCUUGAAGAAGUCUUCAAGUUGGGAAACAAGGUCAAAAGUGAAAUAAAUAAAUCCUACAAGCUGCUGGAGAUUGAUAUUGAUGGCAUCUUUAAGUCACUUUUGCUGUUGAAGAAAAAGAAAUACGCUGCUCUCAUCGUAGAGCCUACAGCCGACGGGAAGUAUGUAACCAAGCAAGAGCUGAAAGGUCUGGACAUAGUCAGAAGGGACUGGUGCGAGCUUGCUAAAAUGGCUGGAAAUUACGUAAUCAGUCAGAUCUUGUCAGACCAGCCCCGAGACACCAUAGUGGAAAACAUUCAGAAAAAGCUCAUGGAGAUUGGAGAAAAUGUGAUCAAUGGCAGCAUUCCCAUUGGCCAGUAUGAGAUUAAUAAGGCCCUAACAAAGGAUCCACAGGACUACCCAGACAAAAAAAGUUUGCCCCAUGUACAUGUUGCCUUAUGGAUAAAUUCCCAGGGAGGAAGAAAGAUGAAGGCUGGGGAUACCAUCUCCUAUGUCAUAUGCCGGGAUGGGUCUAAUCUGAGUGCCAGCCAGAGAGCCUAUGCUCCCGAACAGCUGCAAAAACAAGACAACCUUUCCAUUGACACACAGUACUACCUGUCACAACAAGUUCACCCAGUAGUGUCUCGAAUUUGUGAGCCUAUAGAUGGGAUUGAUUCCGCACUUAUUGCAGCAUGGUUAGGACUUGAUCCAUCUCAGUUUCGGGUUCAGCAGCACUAUCAGAAAGAUGAGGAGAAUGAUGCUUUGCUUGGUGGUCCAGCUCAACUCACUGAUGAAGAGAAGUACAGAGACUGUGAACGGUUUAAGUUCUGUUGCCCGAAGUGUGGAACCGAAAACAUAUAUGACAAUGUCUUUGAUGGAUCGGGACUGCAGAUCGAGCCCAGUUUAUUGAGAUGUAGUAAACCAGAAUGUGAUGCUUCUCCUCUGAAUCAUGUUCCUCAGGUGCAAAAUAAGCUUCUUUUGGAUAUAAGAAGACACAUAAAGAAGUACUACAGUGGCUGGCUUUUGUGUGAAGAACAGACCUGCCAGAACAAGACUCGCCGUCUUCCUUUAAACUUCUCCCGCAAUGGUCCUAUAUGCCAAGCCUGUAUGAAAGCGACUCUAAGACCGGAAUAUCCAGAGAAAGCCCUAUACACCCAGCUGUGUUUCUACCGAUUUAUCUUUGACUGGGAUUAUGCGCUGGAAAAGGUUGUUUCAGAGCAGGAAAAAGGAUACCUGAAGAAGCACUAUCAAGAAGCAGGAGCAGCUUACAAUAAAUUAAAACAUACCAGUGACCAAAUUCUAUCACGUAGUGGAUACUCUGAAGUGAAUCUGAGCAAGCUAUUUCAGACUCUCACUGUAAUCAAAUGUGCUAAGAAUGGCCUUAAUUGAAAUGUUUUCAUUAAAAUGUUUUUAUAUGUUGUGCAUUUCUGUCUGUCAUAUUGUAUUUUCUUUUGUGGACAUCCUCAAAGACCCGAGAGAUAAAAGGACUGCUACAUUAAUUGAAUAAUUUCCAGUGAGCGCGGCUGUAGUGUAAGUGAUCCUAGACAUUACUGUUUAGUAUUUAGUGGAGGUGCUUUCAGCAAACAAGGUUACUGAAGGUCUUGGUAGGAGCACUAAUGUUUUGCCAUUUUACAAUCUAUCAGCUUCUCAUCACAAACAUGGUAAUUAAUAAAAUGACUCAAUAGAGUAGUGUCUAAUAUUUAAUGUUUAAAUAUACAGGUGUAGACUAGACUAGCAGUAAAUUGCGUUCUUGUACAUUCCAUGCGUAUACGAUUUUAUUACAGAUUACAAUUUAUUUCUGUGGUGGUUUAAUAAUUGCAUGUUUGUUUCCACGGAAUGUUCUUUCUUAGUUGAAAUUUUAUGUAACUUGUGCAUCCAAACUAAGACAGGAUGUUAACUUUUCCAGUAU